UGCCGCGCCGGGUGGGACCGGCGGUGCCGCGAGCGUGACCGGAGCCACGACACGACCACCCAACCAGAGGGCCGCGCUAGACAGAAGAUCGGAGCAAUGGCCACCCAACCAGAGGGCCGCGCUAGACAGAAGAUCGGAGCAAUGACCACCCAACCAGAGGGCCGCGCUAGACAGAAGAUCGGAGCAAUGACCAUCCAACCAGAGGGCCGCAUCACACAGAAGACCGGGGCAACGGUACAGAAUCGGAGCAGGCGAGCAGUUUUGUAACGACGAAACGCCAUCACAUCUGGCGGGAAUGCAGCAGCGGCACCAGAGGGUCACAGCGCCGUUGGUGGACGAGUGACCAGCUGGUACAGCCGGCGCCCAAAGGCCCGGCCGGCGCCCAGCGUCCCUCGCGUGCAUAGUGAAUUUUGAGGUGGGAAAAACGCAUGCUGUUCCGUCCGCGUCAUCGCGUUUGCCACAUAGCUUAAACAAGCCAGGUGUGCCGGGUUGCAAUGGAUGUCUCCAGCACAUAGUGUUGAUAAUAACAUCUGGCGGACGAUCCAGUACCAUCGCCGGGCGUAAAGUGCACCGAGUGACGUCACGCGUCGAGGCGACCAGGACACUUGCGCGACCGCAGAGCGAACCUAAACAAGCUGGCCACAGGAGCGACGCUUUUUACCACAAACAGAUAACGCGAUCGAUCGACUCUCCCGUCCGCAUCGGCGCUGGCGGAUCGCUGGCGUGUUCAGUACCGAUGUGUGGCAGGGUGUGGGCGUGCGUCGGCUGCAGCCGGCGACGUCAUUGGCUGCUGCUGAGCGCCGCCGCGCCGCUGCUUUUCUUCCUGCUCUGGCUGGUGUGGUGGCGUCCCGACCCGGCGCUCGUGGCCGUCUUCUACCCUGCCGCCGCUGAGCGCGGGCCUCCUCCUGCGGCCGUCGACUCGGAGCGCUGGCUGACUGUGCCUGUGGCGCCGCCGCUCCCGCCCAACGGCUGUAUCUUCCUGCUGGAGACGUCGGGCCGGCGCCACAUCACUCCGCGCGAGUGGUGCACCGUUGAGUCGGCGGCGUCCGCGCACCCGAGCAUGCUCGUCGUGUUGCUAGCCGCAGCGCCACGCCUGCGCCGCUCCGCGCUCACCGACCGGCUGCUAGAGCGCAAUAACACAAUCCUGGCGCGGCUCGACUUUGGGUCGCUGUUCGCCGACACGCCCUUCGAGCGGUGGUACCAGAGUCGCGCCGUGCUGCGGUCGCCCUGGCCGGUGGUCCACAUGAGCGACGCGGCGCGCAUUGCAGUGCUGUUGCACCACGGCGGCCUCUACCUCGAUACGGAUGUAAUUGUACGCCGCUCACUGGCCGCGCUGGACGAUGGUGCUGGUCUGCAGUCGGAGGGAAUCGUGGCGUCAGGUGUGCUCAAGUUCAGCCGCGACUCGGCCGUGCCGCGGCUGCUGGCGAGCCGCUUGACAGAGGGUUACGACCCGUACAACUGGGGACACAACGGGCCCGGCGUCGUCACCAAGGUGCUCACCGAGGCCUGCGGCCUCCGAGACCCGCCGCUGGCGGCCACCCACUGCGGAAACUACACCAUCUACGGACGGCAGUGCUUUUACGCCAUCCCAUGGAAAAACUGGAGCCUGUUUCUGGAGCUGGACGCGCGGGACGCCGUGCUGGAGCGCGUGAACGGCUCGCACUUGGUGCACACGUGGGGGCGGUUCACGCGCGAGCGCCGCGUGCCGCCCGGCUCCGCGUACCACCAGCUGGCUGAGCAGCACUGCCCCUGGUCGCUGCAGCAGGGCGGGGCCGACUUCUAACCGGUGGGGCAUGUCUUUGGGCUACGUCUGUAAGGCGGAGCUGACGCUUGACUAUAACGAUGGUUUUUUUUUGCCCCUAUUGCAUUCCUCCCCCCCCCCCACCGUCAUAAUUCACAUUCUGGACUGCAGCAAGAGCGGCACAAAAACUCCGGUGGCUCGACGAGAAACAGCAAGAGGACAAGGUAGCAAUGAAGCAGUUUUACGCCAUGAUUCAGCAAUUUGUUUGAUUAUUUUAAGGCUUCAGCUCAACUUGAGUGAAAGCAAACGAUGCUAAUUGUGUAGACAGAUUGCUGUUCUGACGGUACCUCAGCGUGACGACAGGCGCUGAGCAGCGCCUAUUGGCUCGUGGAGCAGCUGCUGGAUUGCCGGGUAUUGGUCGGCCCGAUCUCGGCCAGCAGUACCGCAGCCGUCUUCCGGCUCAUACAAAAGCACAGCUGGUGCUGUUGGGGGUCAGCAGUGCGGCGCUCUUGAACAAUGUUAGCGUACUCGCCGCGGGCUCGGCGGCGAUGGAGAAUCUCCGUCACCCACCCCGGAUGCCGUUUAGUGUGACGCCUUUGUUGCCCCAUCAGAAGCCUGGUUUGGGCUGGGGCGAUGUUGAUCUCCACAGCGACUUGCGCUGUGGAUUUCUUACGUUUGAUGCUUCCAAAAUGUUUCGUGUUUAUGCCUGUUAUUUGUGUUUGUGACCUUGAGUUCUGCUUUAGUAUAUUCUGUUCGGGUUGGCAUUACGAGAAAUACAAGCGGUCGAAUGUUG
Molecule: messenger RNA, 2534 nt
Organism: Pollicipes pollicipes
Lineage: Eukaryota; Metazoa; Arthropoda; Thecostraca; Pollicipedomorpha; Pollicipedidae
Product: lactosylceramide 4-alpha-galactosyltransferase
Exons: 3
Coding region: 737-1783 (348 amino acids)
Biological process (GO): glycosphingolipid biosynthetic process
Molecular function (GO): alpha-1,4-N-acetylgalactosaminyltransferase activity
Source: RefSeq, a predicted model, not a curated record